Messenger RNA from Glycine soja, 3783 nucleotides. Its product is annotated as probable LRR receptor-like serine/threonine-protein kinase At2g16250. Gene Ontology annotation, biological process: protein phosphorylation. The transcript is spliced from 5 exons. Gene Ontology annotation, molecular function: protein binding; protein kinase activity; ATP binding. NCBI's taxonomy places the organism in Eukaryota, Viridiplantae, Streptophyta, Magnoliopsida, Fabales, Fabaceae. Bases 617 to 3313 code for a protein of 898 amino acids. The record is from RefSeq and is a predicted model, not a curated record.
GGGAGGUUAGAAGAAAACAUUAACAUAACCAUUACAACACAGUGACAAAAGGUGCAGAAGCGAAGAGAAGGGAAGCUUGCAUAUUAAGGGAAUGGAUAUUUAGUGUUAGCGUGGGCUUUGCUGGACUUGGCGGGAUUUCCGGUGCCGGAUUCAGUGUCGGCUCUCAUUCUACUCUUGUGUCUGUGUUGUCAUACUCUUCCUUCCUAGUUCCUACACAUAAUACUACUACAUUUCUUUUCUUUAACCAUUCUCUCUCCAAUUUCAUUUUUUUUUUUAAUUUCAGCCCCAUCGUCAUCGUCAUAUUAAUAAUAUCUUUCUCCUUUUUAAUUUUUUUCCAAAUUUAAAAUUCCCCCUUUUCCCUCUGUCUUCCGUCAACUGAACAAGGAUUCAGAGAGAGAAGGAGAGAGAGAGAAAGAGUAGGUAGAACAAUAGAACCUCAGAUAUACAAGAAAGGAAAAGCACAGAAAGCGAUACAGAUUUGCUUCCCAUCGAAACUCCACCGAAGAGCUCAAAACAAUACAGGCCUUGUGAUUCCGAUAGAGAGACACAAAGAGAGAGAGAGAGAGAGAGAGAUUUGAUUGAAAUGGAUGGAUCUUUGGGUCAGCGUUGAAAAGAGAUGGGCAUAGUGUGGCUUGGGUUGUUGUUGCUGGUGCUGAGUCAGGUGACAUUGGAGCAGAAUGAGCCACUGAGUUCCGUCGAGGAGCGAGAAUCGUUGCUCGAACUAAGGGGUUCUCUGGGGUUGAGGAGCAAGGAGUGGCCAAGAAAGCCAGACCCAUGUUUAAUCUGGGUUGGCAUCACGUGCCAGAAUGGUCGUGUCGUUGGGAUCAAUAUCUCUGGCUUCAGAAGAACCAGACUUGGGAGGAGGAACCCGCAAUUUGCAGUGGAUGCUUUGGCCAAUUUCACCCUCUUGCGGUCCUUCAAUGCCUCCAAUUUCCCCCUUCCUGGCUCUAUUCCUGAUUGGUUUGGUCUCUCUCUCCCUUCACUCACUGUGCUUGAUCUUCGUUCUUGCUCCAUUGUUGAUGCUAUUCCCUCCACUCUUGGCAAUUUAACCAACCUCACUAGUCUCUAUCUCUCUGACAACAACCUCAUUGGGAAUGUUCCUGGGACUUUGGGUCAACUCUUGGCCCUUUCGGUUCUUGAUCUUUCCAGGAAUUCUCUUACUGGCUCCAUACCAGCCUCUUUCGCCUUUCUUGGGAAUCUUUCCUCCCUUGACAUGUCUGCUAAUUUUUUGUCGGGGGCGAUUCCCACCGGCAUAGGGACUCUUUCCAGGCUGCAGUACUUGAAUCUUUCCAACAAUGGCCUUUCUUCUUUGCCUGCCGAAUUGGGGGGCCUUGCUAGCUUAGUUGACCUUGAUCUUAGUGAGAAUUCUUUCGUUGGUGGUGGAUUGCCUCCUGAUUUCACCCGAUUGAGGAACUUGAGGAGGAUGAUACUUGCCAACAGCAUGCUCACUGGAGCUCUGCCGGGGAGAUUGUUUAGUGAUUCGUUGCAGUUCCUAGUGCUGAGGCAAAACAACUUUAGUGGUUCUCUGCCUGUUGAGUUGUGGUCUCUGCCAAGAUUGAGCUUCCUCGAUGUCUCUGCCAAUAACUUCAGUGGUCUGCUUCCUAAUUCGACUUCUGCUGCUAAUAAUGCUACUGCUGCGGUGCUCAAUAUUUCGCAUAAUAAGUUUUAUGGAGGCCUCACUCCUGCACUCAGAAGGUUUGGUUUCGUUGAUCUUUCCAGCAAUUAUUUUGAAGGCAAGAUUCUGGAUUACAUGCUUAAUGUAUCUCUAGAUAUCAACUGCCUCCAGAAAGCGACAAAUCAGAGGUCAACGAUGGAAUGUGCAUCAUUUUAUGCGGAGAGGGGGCUCAGUUUUGAUAAUUUUGGACAGCCAAAUACGACAAAACCUCCCACAGCCGAAAGCUCUGGGAAGAGCAAUAAAACUAAGAUUAUAUUGGCAGCAGUCUUUGGUGGAGUGGGUUUAAUUGCACUUUUGGUGCUGCUACUGGUUCUGUUGCUUCUGUGUGCUCGUAAGAGGGGUAAUUCAAAUCAGAGAGGGAAUGGUGUGGGUCCUGCUCCUGUUGGCAGCAGUCCUCCAAAUCCCGGUGUACUGGUCGACUUUCCAAAUGUCGGAGACUCAUUUACCUAUCAUCAGUUGCUCCAGGCAACAGGAGAUUUCAAUGAUGCAAAUCUUAUCAAACAUGGCCACACUGGGGAUUUCUUCAAUGGUGUUUUGGAAAGUGGGAUUCCUGUCGUCAUCAAAAGGAUUGACAUGCGUUCAACUAAAAAGGAGGCUUACCUGUCGGAAUUGGACUUCUUUAAUAAGGUUUCUCAUCAAAGAUUUGUUCCUUUGUUAGGUCAUUGCUUAGAAAAUGAGAAUGAGAAGUUCCUGGUUUAUAAACGCAUGACAAAUGGGGACUUGUCUAAUUGCUUGUACUACAAAAACACAUCUGAAGAUGGUACUUUGCAAUCAUUAGACUGGAUAACUAGGUUAAAAAUUGCUACUGGAGCAGCAGAGGCACUAUCAUAUCUACAUCAUGAAUGUGUUCCGCCGAUUGUUCACAGAGAUAUUCAAGCAAGCAGUAUACUUCUAGACGAUAAAUAUGAAGUUCGGUUAGGGAGCCUAAGUGAAUCCUGUGCUCAAGAAGGUGAUAUUCAUCAAAGUAAAAUCACCCGGUUUCUGCGGUUGCCUCAGUCUUCUGAACAAGGCACAUCUGGUUCAUCAACAUCAAUUUGUGUCUAUGACGUUUAUUGUUUUGGAAAAGUUUUACUUGAGCUGGUGACGGGUAAGCUGGGAAUGAGUGCAGCCAGUGACACCGAAGUAAAGGAGUGGUUUGAUCAGAUUCUACCUUGCAUUAGUAUGUACGAUAAGGAGCUUGUGACAAAAAUUGUUGAUCCGUCAAUGGUUGUUGAUGAGGAUUUCUUAGAGGAAGUAUGGGCUAUAUCCAUUGUUGCCAGGUCUUGCCUAAAUCCCAAACCUUCAAGAAGACCCCCAAUGAGAUAUGUUCUCAAGGCUUUGGAAAACCCUUUAAAAGUUGUAAGGGAAGAAAAUUCCAGUUCUGCACGGCUUAGAGCAACCUCUUCUAGAGGCUCUUGGAAUGCUACUUUGUUUGGUAGUUGGCGUCAGAGUUCUUCGGAUGUAACACUUACUCCAGCAGCCUCUGGUACAAAACUAGAAAGAGCUAGUAGUUUAAAGCUGUCAGGAACUACUGGCUCGCAGUCACAGGGUAGUUUCCACAAUGGAGGUGAGAUUUUGUCAUCGCGGAGACGACAUUCAAAGGAGAUAUUGCCAGAGCCAUCUGGCGUGCAUGAUGUAGAGAGGUUGGAGCUUGAAUAGAAACAUGAGUCAUAAAUUUAAUUCUUUUGGUAAUGAGACUGCCCCUUUCUUCUUUUUGGUAUUUGGAACUGGAAAGUGUUCAUUGUACAUGCCAGUACUCAGUAGACAAAGCGGCUCUCAAUUCCUUUCAAAGGGGGUUACUGUAUUUCUUUUCAGUGAUUUUGGACACAAACUGAUGAAGUGGAGAGAUAGAGAGCAGGAAGGCCAAGUGCUAUGGUAGAUAUGGAUACUUUGACUGCUUGUUUUUGACACAAACAAGCCCCAUUUUUUUUUUUUACCUGUAAUUGAUUUUUUUUACCCUUUGUCUCGAGUCCCCUUAUGGAAUGUAAAUUUUAAUGCGUUAGAUUUCUUCAUUCAGAUCACUUUUGUUUUUAUUCUGGAAAAAAAGGGGACUGCAUCAAAAUUUGAAAGAAGGAAAAAGCAAACAGGUUAUACUAAUUCUAUUGGUCGUGAGUUUGUGCAUGUUUGAA